CGUCUCACCCAAGCUCCCUGCACCCACUGACCAAGUCGCACAACCCAAUAUGGACAGACCCCGACGACGAAACACUAAGAAUAUCAAUCGCAUCAGAUAAAAGACUGAGAAAACUCCGAGAGGACGCAAGUGAGGAUGUAAUCCUAGGGAACGAGUACGAGAAAAGGCUCCGGAAGCAGCUAGAAACAAUCGUACCUGUUCCGAAAUGGGCAGUCAGUGCACGGCGGAAAAGGCGACGAGAGGAGAUGGAAGAGCCUGAUGAUCAUCGAGUCGUUAUUGACAAUUUAGUCAACUCGACUGCCGGUAUCAUUGAUACUGCCAGAUCUGACUUACCCAAAGGUACCAUCGAUAUCGAACGCUUACGAGAUGCAAACCAAAGUAGCAAGACAGAAGGGGACGUCAAGGCUAUCAUGUUUCAUCCAUCUCCAGUUGUGUCGGUUAUGCUGGCCGCAGGCGGAGAUAGAAGGCUCAAACUAUUUACCAUUGACGGACAUACGAAUCCACUCUUACAAACGGUUCAUAUUCCCUCCCUUCCCAUCUCCUCUGCCAUCUACCAUCCCUCCGGCUCUCAUAUCGUACUGACAGGCCAGCGACCGUUUUUCUUCAAGUAUGACCUACAAUCUGGAGCUUGCAUCAAAUCGCCCCGGGGAUUCUGGGGUAGUUUUGUCAACCACCCAGAUAAC
Molecule: messenger RNA, 683 nt
Organism: Acaulospora colombiana
Lineage: Eukaryota; Fungi; Glomeromycota; Glomeromycetes; Diversisporales; Acaulosporaceae
Source: the annotation of a GenBank genome assembly